AUGGGUACAGGACUACAAGAUCUUCCUCCCGAGUUGGUCUACCAGAUCGUCGAACACAUAGACAAGAGGCAUGCCUUGUUGACUAUCAGCAGGCAAACCUGCUACAUGGCCAGCCAAUCCAUCUACAGCUCAUUGUCUAGUGGCGAGGAAGAUCGUCACUCGAUUGAUGGCUACACGCCUCCCCUCGCCAAGGUGGUCGAGGGGUUGCAGUAUGCCGAGCCGUUCGCAGAGAGGCCGUUCGGACGCCAGUUGAAGCUGGCAUUCCUGGCGAAUACCAAGGUCUUGCAGCAUUCUUUCGGCACAUACAUCUGUUUCCGAGAGUCUUCUUCCGAUGAAAAGACCCUCCUCCGAAUCACCUCCAUCUUUCAGCAUCUCGCCUCCCAGUCUAUCGUCGUCUUUCCCUCGCUCACCGAGAUGCACCUGCAUUGUACAGGCUGGUCGUCCAUCACCCCACCCAACCGCGCCUGCGCCUUUUCUCUCGCCAAGGUGUCAAAGCCGAGGGAUGUGGCGUACUGGCCAUUCAUCUUUGGGCUGGACGAGCUGCCCCCGUUGCCUGGGACUGCUAUACGGGCAAACGGGCAGACGGAGGGAAAGCCGGGCGAGUACAAGGCGCUCGAGUUUGCGGCGGGGCAUGUGCCCACAAAGGUCAUCCACGUACCGUACAAAGUCCCCUGCAUUCCCAGUGUCUGUUACGGCACUCUCAAUGUGGUAUCGUACAGUCAACUAUGGUCCCACCCCGCGUGGUCUGUGAGCGAAACGGUAGACUACCUCCUGUCGAUCUUGCGGUACGCCCAUCCAGAGGUGUUUGGCCCAGACAAUGAAGUGGUCAGAGAUAUGCCGGCAAAGGACCGGGAAAAGAGAGAAAAGACCACUUGGGCGUUUUUGUGGGUAGGGAGGUUUACAAAGAAGGAAGGCAAGACAUACGGGACAAUGAUGAAGAUGGUGGAAUAUGGAUUGUAUGAAGCUGUGGCGUGUAUGAAGGGACGAAUCAAGUUUUCGGUUGGUGAAGUGGGCAAGUAG
Molecule: messenger RNA, 1020 nt
Organism: Cryptococcus wingfieldii CBS 7118
Lineage: Eukaryota; Fungi; Basidiomycota; Tremellomycetes; Tremellales; Cryptococcaceae
Exons: 3
Coding region: 1-1020 (339 amino acids)
Source: RefSeq, a predicted model, not a curated record